CUCCGAACGACAGGUGGCAGUAGUGCGCAGUCCACGUUUGGACAUGAAGAAGUGUUUCCGGUGUCAUGGCGCUGUCCCGUCAACGCAUGGUAGAGUAAAACGUUCCAGUUUUAAAACGUCAAAGACAAAAAACUCGUAAGAGUAUCCCUUAAGUUAGUGCAAAAUCUCGACAACAGUCUAGUAUUAUUUUAUUAAUUGACGUCAUGGCUUUGUACGUGAAAGCCGCGGAGAUCCUGGAGAAAGCAGAGAGGAAACAGGGCGCUCUGAAAACUCUCGUUUACGACAGUAAAUUUCAGAACAUCAAGCAGCUUUUUGCUUUAGUUUGUGAGACCCAGAAGUUUUCCUCCGUCCUGUUGGAUAUAAUCGAGUCUACCAAACUGCUAAAACAGACGAAGCUGAAACUGCACUUAGCUAAAGUGCUCGUGUACGACCUGCUGAUGGGGCAGGGUCUGAAGUGCGGAGGAUCCUUCAAGUCCACCAUGAUGAAGCAUCGCCCCCGACUGCAAGCGGAGCUGGCCCGCAUGAAGGUGAAGCGGAAAGUUAGUAGGAAUGAAGACCUCCUCCCUGUGGAGGCCCAGAUGCCCCCUGGAGAGCAGCUGCCCAGGUAUGUGCGCGUGAACUCCCUCAAGACCACCGUGGAGGAUGUCGUGGACUACCUUAAGAGGGAUGGCUACACCUACCAGGGACAGGCCUCCAGACUGGAUGACUUAACCCUAAAAUCGAAGAACUUUGUGAAGGACAUGCACCUUCCAGAGCUGCUGGUCUUUUCUCCCAAAACAGACUUCCAUGACCAUUUUCUUUACAAAGCAGGUCACAUCAUUCUGCAGGACAAAGCCAGCUGCCUUCCUGCUCAUCUCCUCAACCCUCCGUCUGGUAGCCAUGUCAUCGAUGCCUGUGCCGCUCCCGGCAACAAAACCAGCCACCUUGCAGCCAUCAUGAAGAACAAAGGCAGGCUGUUUGCCUUUGAUUUGGAUGCCAAGCGUUUGGCCACCAUGUCAACGUUACUGCUCCGGGCAGGGGUCACCUGUCAGCAGUUGGCCAACCAGGACUUCCUCAAGGUUAACCCAGACAGUCCACAGUAUAAAGAUGUUGAAUAUGUUCUCCUGGAUCCCUCCUGCAGUGGAUCAGGUAUGGUGUGUCUGCAGGACCGAACCGCAGCUGAUCAGACCCGCUUGGCCUCACUGGCAGCCUUCCAGCUGCGAUGUUUGAAUCACGCUGCGACGUUUCCUCGCUUAAAACGCUUGGUUUACUCCACCUGCUCCAUCCACAGGCAGGAGAAUGAAGACGUCAUAGCUGCCUUUCUUCAGCAGAACUCCACAUUCAGGUUGGUGCCGCUCUUGCCUCAGUGGCCCGAGCGAGGCCUGGAGCCGCUUUCGCAGUGUUUGCGUGCGAGCACAUCCAAGACGCGCACACACGGCUUUUUUGUCGCUCUGCUGGAAAAACACAGUGAAGCUCUGAGUUCAACGCCACCGCUCACCAAUCAGAACAGAGCUGUUGAAGAGGAGAAAACUGUUACUUUGGAAGCUCCAGACACAGAAGACACACAAACAUCUCCACCAGGAAAGACUGAAGAAGUACCCAGCAGCAAGAAGAAGAGGCGAAAGAGAAAGAAGAAGCAGAAGACACAGGGAAAUGAGCAUUAAACAUCUGCAGCAUGUUUAUACUCUCAGAUGAAUGGAUGAUUAUAAAGAUGAGAUAUUUUACUGUCACCUGCUCGUCUCAAUAUUGUAAUGUUUUCUUCAGUGCUUUGAAAUUUCUCUUUUUGUGUUCAUAAAUUCAUAAUAGAGGUGAUAUGAAAGCAACUCACACCAUCCUGAUAAUAAAAAAUAAUGUUACCUGUG
Molecule: messenger RNA, 1841 nt
Organism: Oryzias melastigma (Indian medaka)
Lineage: Eukaryota; Metazoa; Chordata; Actinopteri; Beloniformes; Adrianichthyidae
Gene: nsun5
Product: NOP2/Sun RNA methyltransferase 5
Exons: 4
Coding region: 204-1643 (479 amino acids)
Biological process (GO): rRNA base methylation
Cellular component (GO): nucleolus
Molecular function (GO): methyltransferase activity
Source: RefSeq, a predicted model, not a curated record